UGGCUGCGGGGCGGAAGUGGCGCGGGGCGGCGUAGAGCAGCGCGCGGCACCUAUGGGGCUCCUUAAAGGCGCCGCCACCAGCGGCCCUUCCGGUGCUGGGGGACGGCAGCGCCGCUUGGGGCCGGCAUGAGCAGGAGGGCAGUACCAUGGCUGAGAAGACAUCGCCGGGCCCCAGCGGGGCCAUCACACCCCUGCAGCAGAUGUUGGCCUCUGGGACGGGUGCCAUCCUCACCUCCCUCUUUGUGACACCCCUGGAUGUGGUGAAGAUCAGACUGCAGGCCCAGAGGACGCCCUUCUCCAAAGCGUGGUUGGUGCGAUCGGUGCCCCAGGGCUCACAGCAUGCCACAUGGAAGUGUUUCCUCUACUGCAAUGGGCUCAUGGAUCAUCUGUACGUCUGUCAGAAUGGCAACAGCUGCACUGCCUGGUACAAGACCCCCACCUGCUUCAACGGCACGCUGGAUGCCUUUGUGAAGAUCACACGCCACGAGGGCAUCAGGUCCCUGUGGAGCGGGCUCCCCCCAACGCUGGUGAUGGCUGUGCCAGCCACCGUCAUCUAUUUCACCACCUACGACCAGCUGCGGGACUGCCUGCACGCCCGCACCGGGAGCCGGGGUCCCCACAUCCCGCUGCUGGCGGGGGCCCUCGCUCGGCUGGGUGCUGUGACGUUGAUCAGCCCCUUGGAGCUGAUCCGCACCAAGAUGCAAUCCCGACAGCUCAGCUACCGCGAGCUGCGCGUCUGCAUCCAGUCGGCGGUGGCUCAGGAUGGCUGGCUGUCCCUGUGGAGGGGAUGGGGGCCCACGGUGCUGCGGGACGUCCCCUUCUCCGCUCUCUACUGGUUCAACUACGAGCUGGUGCGGGAGUGGCUGUGCAGGCAAACCCGGCUGGAUGAGGCCACCUUCAUGGUCAGCUUUGUGUCCGGGGCCAUCUCUGGGACGGUGGCCGCUGUGCUGACGCUGCCCUUCGAUGUGGUGAAGACCCAGCGGCAGAUCCAGCUGGGAGACAGCGAGCUGCACCCAGCUGCAGCCUCCAAGCCUUCGUCCACCUGGCUGCUCCUGCAGCGUAUCCGUGCUGAGUCUGGCACGCGGGGGCUGUUUGCAGGCUUCCUGCCCCGUGUCAUUAAGGUGGCACCCGCCUGUGCCAUCAUGAUCAGCACCUACGAGUUUGGCAAAACCUUCUUCCAGAAGCUGAACCAGGAGCGGCAGCUGCGGGGGCUGUGAGCUGGGAGCUGUGCUCCAUGGAGCAGGGCCGGUGCCAGCCCUGCUGCUGGCCCAAGUGCCUUCCCACGGCGCCCUCCACAGCCUGGACGUGGCUCACAGCGUGGACGCAGCCCGGGGGGGGACCGCCUCCAUCGUGCCCUGCUGGGGGCAUUGGUGCCCGCUGUGAUGCUGUGGGGAUGCAGCCCUGCACGGCCGUGCCUGUGCUCACCUCCUGCAUUGGACAGAUGCUGCUGCUGGACUCGGGCUGGGUGCUCCCAGCCUCCUUGAGGGCAGGAGCCGGGGCUCCAAGCUGGACCAAACCCUGGGGGCUGCUCCGUGUGCCUGAGCCCCGCUUUGUGCCCUUCCUCGUUACGCACAGCCUCCCCUGUAGCCCUGCAUGACGUGGGGACUCACCACAGCUCUGCCUCCGGCCCUUUCCUCCUCCUCAGGACCUCCCCGGCCCCCAGUUGCCCUGGGUUUGGACCCUGUGUGGGGACAGACCUCCCUGCUGCUCCGAGGGGCCAGGCUUGGAUCUGUGACCUGACCCUUCACCACGAGGGUCUGCCCUAUGUGGGAGCUGCCCUCCUUCCGCCUUGGGGGGGCAGUUUCUCUUAUUUUCUUAAAUAAAACUAAAGGUCUCCUAG
Molecule: messenger RNA, 1840 nt
Organism: Lagopus muta (rock ptarmigan)
Lineage: Eukaryota; Metazoa; Chordata; Aves; Galliformes; Phasianidae
Gene: SLC25A39
Product: solute carrier family 25 member 39
Exons: 12
Coding region: 147-1217 (356 amino acids)
Biological process (GO): mitochondrial transmembrane transport
Source: RefSeq, a predicted model, not a curated record